AUGAAGAAGCGUUAUCGACAGCAGAGGAUUCUGAUCCUCUCUUUGUUAUCUUUCUCUUUGUUUGCUCCAAUCGUCUGGCUGUCUCCGAAACUCAAAACUCUCAAUUCAAUAGGACUGUACGAGCUUUGCUCCAUGCAGAAAUAUAAGACAGAUGAUUUUAAGUUGAAUGCAACUGGACAGAAAGGUGCCGAGGACUUAAAAGGGCCAAAACUAAUUGUCUUGAAUGAGAAUGAGUUUAGUUCCGUAGUUAGUCGCAGUUCUGAAGAGAAUCCUGAUUCAAAUCAAUCUAAGGUUGCUCAAGAUGUGUCCAAAUUGUUAGGAACAAAUGAUUCAGAGACUAAUGAUGAAGGCAAAGAUGGGUAUCAAAUUCAGCAAAAGAAAAUGCCAAUAAGGUCAAGGAAACAGGAGCAAUUCAAUCAAGAAGCAGGUAGACAUCAUAGAAACUCGCAAUCUCAGUCCCAUAGGGUAAAGGAUAAGAAGCUAAAGAAGAUAAGUUAUCAGCUCAGUAGAGCGAAAGCGUAUUUAAGUCUUGCAUCACCAAGUACUCACCCUGAAUUGGAAAAGGAUAUGAGAAUGCGAAUCAAAGAAGGGGAACAAGCAGUUGGUAAAGCUAGCAAGGAUUCAGAAUUGCCAAGGAGUGCAUCGCAGAAAAUUAGAUCUAUGGAGGUUUUGUUGGCCAAAGCAAAUCAUGCAUUCACUGACUGCUUUAAAAUAGCUGAAACCCUUCGUGCCAUGGCUAAUGAUACUGAAGAACAGGUUCAAGUAGAGAAGAAUGAAGAGUCAUAUCUCAUUCAGCUUGCUGGAAGGACUACCCCUAAAGGCCUUCAUUGCCUCUCCAUACGGUUGACAACUGAAUAUCUUUUACUUCAACCUGAGGAAAGACAAUUCCCUAACCAACAUAAAUUGCAAGAUCUAGAUUUUUAUCACUAUGCAGUUUUCUCUGACGAAAUUCUGGCUUGUGCAGUUGUUGUUAACUCCACAACUGCCUCUGCAAAGGAGCCGGAGAAAAUUGUUUUCCAUGUAGUGACCGAUUCUCUUAACCUUCCAGCAAUUUCAAUGUGGUUUUUAUUAAAUCCUCCUGGAAAAGCUACAAUUGAUGUCCAGAGCAUAGAAAAUUUUGAAUGGUUGUCAACAGAAUAUUCUUCAGCAUUGAAGGAACAAAAUUCCAAUGAUCCUAGAUAUACAUCUGCCCUUAGUCAUCUUCGGUUCUAUCUGGCAGACAUCUUUCCAGCACUGGAUAAGAUUGUGCUCUUUGAUCAUGAUGUGGUAGUACAAAGAGAUUUAACUGGACUUUGGGGUGUUAACUUGAACGGAAAAGUACAUGCAGCAGUAGAGACUUGUCAUGAAAGUGAAGCUUCAUUUCAUUCCAUGCAUUUGUUUAUGAACUUUUUAGAUCAAUUUUCAGCAAAGAGGCUUAAUGCUAGUGUUUGCACAUGGGCAUUUGGAAUGAAUUUUUUUAAUCUCCAAGAAUGGAGAAGACAAAAUUUAACCAACCUCUAUCGUGAUUACUUGCAACUGGGACUUAAGAGGCCAUUGUGGAAGACAGAGAGCUUGCCUUUAGUUUGGACUACCUUUUACGACCAGACUGUAGCUUUAGAAAAGAGCUGGCAUGCAUUUGGGCUAGGUCAUAACUCAGGUCUUAGUCAAGGUGAUAUCGAGCAUGCAGCAGUCAUACACUAUGAUGGAAUCAUGAAACCCUGGUUGGAAAUAGGAAUUGCUGAAUAUAAAGGCUAUUGGAGCAAACAUGUGCAGUAUGACCAUCCUUACUUACAAGAGUGUAAUAUCCAUGAAUAA
Molecule: messenger RNA, 1794 nt
Organism: Gossypium arboreum
Lineage: Eukaryota; Viridiplantae; Streptophyta; Magnoliopsida; Malvales; Malvaceae
Product: probable galacturonosyltransferase 6
Exons: 9
Coding region: 1-1794 (597 amino acids)
Molecular function (GO): polygalacturonate 4-alpha-galacturonosyltransferase activity
Source: RefSeq, a predicted model, not a curated record